UCAAGUAUCCUGCGAAGUAUCCAACGCGACACGUCUCCCAGCGCCUACUGCCUCGCUGCGUCGAGCCGCACCCCUCGCUUGCACCAUACGCCGCACCGUUCGCUUUUUAAAGAAGCGCGAAUCUCCCAUGAGAUAGCGAGCAGCACUCCGAUCCUUCCUCGGCUCUCCUUCAGCCCUAUAUUUCCUUCACAAUGCUCUUCACAUCUGCGCCGUCCCGAUGGCGGACGGCUCUCCUGGGCGGCUUGCUAGCCUCGCUGUCCUGGCUGCCGGGCAGCGCUGCAGACAAAAGCCAGGCCGAUUACUUUAUACACGAGCUGCCAGGAGCGCCAGAGCCGCUCCUGAAGAUGCACGCUGGACACAUCGAGGUUGACGCGGAGCACAACGGAAACCUGUUCUUCUGGCACUAUGAGAACCGCCACAUCGCGAAUAGGCAACGGACCGUCAUAUGGCUAAACGGCGGCCCCGGAUGCAGCAGCAUGGACGGUGCGUUGAUGGAGAUCGGGCCGUACAGAGUGAGAGAGGGCGGCAAGCUGGAAUACAACAACGGCUCCUGGGACGAGUUCGCCAACCUGCUCUUCGUGGAUCAGCCAGUCGGAACGGGGUUCAGCUACGUGAACACCGACAGCUACAUCAGCGAACUCGACCAGAUGACGAAUCAGUUCCUGGUUUUCCUGGAGAAGUGGUUUGCACUGUUUCCGGAGUACGAGCACGACGAUCUAUAUAUCGCAGGUGAAUCGUACGCCGGCCAGCACAUUCCCUAUAUUGCCCGAGGCAUCCUCAACCGAAACAAAGACGCCUCCAAGCAGCCCUGGGCGCUAAAGGGCAUCCUCAUCGGCAAUGGCUGGAUUUCGCCCGUCGACCAGUACCUCGCAUACCUUCCCUACGCUUACCAAAUGGGUCUUCUGCAAGCAGACACGGACGGCGCGAAACGCGUUGAAAAACAGCAGGCUAACUGCGUACAAUCGUUGAACAACGGUGCGAAGGACCACGUUGACACUUCCGAAUGCGAGGCCAUCAUGGUCUCGAUUCUGGAAGAAACAAAAGAUAGGAGAGCGGAUCGGAAUCAGCAGUGCGUCAACAUGUACGAUAUCCGCCUUCGAGACGACUCUUCAUGCGGAAUGAACUGGCCCCCGGACCUAACGACCGUCACUCCUUAUCUGCACCGCCAGGAUGUGAUCAAGGCCCUACACAUCAAUUCCGACAAGAAGACUGGCUGGACCGAAUGCAACGGAGCAGUCUCCUCUCACUUCCGUGCCCGCAACAGCCCGCCUACCAUCACCUUCCUUCCCGAGCUUCUCGCUCAGAUUCCCGUCGUUCUGUUCUCCGGUGACCAGGACUUGAUUUGUAACCACCUCGGAACCGAGGCUUUGAUUGACAACAUGAGCUGGAAUGGAGGGAAAGGCUUCGAACUUUCGCCUGGUGUCUGGGCUCCUCGGCGCGAUUGGACUUUCGAGGGCGAGCCGGCCGGUACUUAUCAGGAAGCUAGGAACCUAACCUACGUCGUCUUCUACAACUCCAGCCACAUGGUCCCUUUUGAUUACCCGAGGCGCACUCGGGAUAUGCUUGAUCGGUUCAUGGGCGUUGACAUCAGCGCAAUCGGCGGCGACCCCUCCGACAGCCGGAUUGAUGGCGAGAAGGGCCCGCUUGUGAGUGUCGGAGGACAUCCGAACUCUACGAAGGCGGAAGAAGACAAGACGAAGGAACUGAAAGAGGCUGAAUGGAAGGCUUACUACCGCUCAGGAGAGGUUGCGCUCGUCGUCGUCGUCAUCGUUGCCGGCCUUUGGGGUUUCCUCAUCUGGAGAGAUCGUCGAAGGCGAGCUGGGUACAAGGGCGUGGAUGGUGAGGAGGGCCGGGAGUCGCUGAUCUUGGGAAUGGGGCUCGACAACUUCAGGACCAGGAGCGGCCGGAGAAGGGACCUCGAAGCCGCCGAUUUCGAUGAGAGGGAACUGGAUGAUUUGGAGGACGGGUCGCGGCGGCCUUUGAACGGCCACACUCAUGGUAAAUUGGGUGAGAAAGAGAGGCUGCCACAGAAUGACUCUACGUUUAGCUUGGGAGGUGCUAGCAGCGAUGGGGAGGGCAGCGGAAGCGAAAGGGAUAGGAGAAUGGCGGCGAGGGAGAAGUCGUGAGAUUGAUUGCACUAUUGAUACUCUUUCCUACUGUUCGGAUACCUUGGGUAAAAACGCACCGUCGGUUCUGAAUAUUCAAGACGGGGCAGCAUUUUUCGGGCGUUCGGGCUUGGACCAUUUUUGGGGACACCGUCACUUUGUAUACGUGAUUUUAGGUCCGUAAAGAUUAAUGUCCGUGAAGCUUGUUGGACUA
This is a messenger RNA of Trematosphaeria pertusa, 2319 nucleotides long. RefSeq names its product pheromone-processing carboxypeptidase kex1. Bases 192 to 2126 code for a protein of 644 amino acids. The record is from RefSeq and is a predicted model, not a curated record. Gene Ontology annotation, biological process: proteolysis; apoptotic process. The transcript has 3 exons. Gene Ontology annotation, cellular component: trans-Golgi network. Lineage: Eukaryota; Fungi; Ascomycota; Dothideomycetes; Pleosporales; Trematosphaeriaceae. Gene Ontology annotation, molecular function: serine-type carboxypeptidase activity.